Molecule: messenger RNA, 3211 nt
Organism: Brassica napus (rape)
Lineage: Eukaryota; Viridiplantae; Streptophyta; Magnoliopsida; Brassicales; Brassicaceae
Product: monodehydroascorbate reductase 2-like
Exons: 8
Coding region: 1294-2553 (419 amino acids)
Cellular component (GO): cytoplasm
Molecular function (GO): flavin adenine dinucleotide binding; oxidoreductase activity, acting on NAD(P)H
Source: RefSeq, a predicted model, not a curated record
UUGAGGACUAGACUACGUUACAUAUGAGGACUGUAACAGAGUUUAUUAAUGUGUCCAUACUCCAAAGAGCUGUAUUAAUAUUGCCAAUACCAUUUUAUUUUAUUUGCGUGAGUCAGCCAUUAAUUAUCAUUUAUGUGUGAAUUAUAUCUUGAUUAGUUGGAUGUGAAUUAAUAUAAAUCAUUGCAAAAUGUCAUGUCUAGUCCGAUAAUUGUAACACAACUAGUCCUAUAAUAGUAUCCACGCCUUUAAAGGUUGUUUAUAAUUCUUUGUAAACGUUAUAGGCGUGAUUGUGUAAAGUAUUAUUAUACCACAGUUUGUAUUAUUCUAUUGGAUGUAUCUCAGAUUUCAAUAAGUCCAGUCAGAACAGUCUAAUACCAACAGCUUCCAUGCAUUAUAGCCUUAACUUUUUAAAAAGACCUUUAACAUGUAAAUCAUUUACUAUGAAACAUGCUUUAAACAAUUAUAAACCAAAGAAAUAUAUAGCACUGCUUUUGAUUAAUGAAUAAAAGAAUAAGCAUCGCCAAAACAUGUGCAAGUUACACAUAUUUAUUAGGGGAAAACUAUUCACGUUGCUUAAAAUUUGCAUAUGAGAGUAGCAGUUUGAUGUUUAAAAAAGUUGAAUAUUUUUCGGAAUGGUGAUAAAAUUAUUAACUAGGCGGGAACGAGCUUCCAACGAUUAAAAUCAAUAAAAUAACUGUAAAAUGAAGGUUGUUUGAUUAAAACAGAUGGCUAAAUAUAAAUAUAAGUGGUAAUAGUUAAAAUAUAGAGCGUUUAUGAAGUUUUUUACUUUUCUAACGCAAAAAAAAAAACGAAACGAGAAACUAAUUCUCAUAUGAGACUUAUUUGUUUCUUAAACAAACAUUUAGAUAAACUAAACUUAAGAUCCUAUGAUUUGUAUUGUUAAUUACAUAAGAUGAUACAACGUUAGUUAUUUUAGAUAGUGAAACUUUUGUGAAAAGAGAGGACAGUCAUCUUCUUUGAAACAUGUAUGCUAUUUUAUAAAACGUGGAAAUCAAAAUAAAAUGCAUUAUCCAUUUAAUUUCGUAGAUAGGAAUCUAUUGGGGACCGGGAGGAGAUCGUUGACACGGUGUAAUUAGAUUGUUUAUAGGGCAAACAAGUUCAACGGCCACAAAUGGUCAACUUUUCAUGAUGAACAUGAUGUCUCCAUUGAGCGGGUAAUCUAACGGUCCAAAGUGAAAACUUAACUCGUGCUCCAUCGUCCCCUCUAUAUAUAAACCUCUGCUCAAUUACUCUCUCCUCGGAAGAGAAAGCUGUCAAAGAAGUUUUCAUUUAAUGGCGGAAGAGAAGAGCUUCAACUUCAAGUACGUAAUCUUCGGAGCUGAUGUAUCUGCCGGUUAUGCGGCUAGAGAAUUUGCCAGGCAGGGCCUGAAGCAUGGCGAACUAGCAAUUAUAUCCAAUGAACCAGCAAGUAACAAAAUAUUUGGACUUGGAGAUACUGACUUAGAGUGUAUUGAAUUGAUUCUAAGCACAGAGAUCAUCAAAGCAGAUCUUUCCACGAAGAGUCUUUUCAGUACUGAUGGAACAAUCUUCAAAUACCAAACUAUGAUAGUUGCAACUGGCUCUACCUGUGUAAGAAUGUCAGAAUGUGGUUUCCAAGAUACAAAUGCUAAAAACAUCUUCUACCUAAGAGACAUCAAGGAUGUUGAUCAGCUCGCGUUGACAAUGGAACCAAAGAAGAAGAGAAAGGUGGUGGUUAUUGGCGGCGGAUGCAGAGGAUUUGAGAUCAGUGCUUCACUAACGGUUAACAACUAUGAGGUCACCAUGGUUUUUCCAGAACCUUGGAUUAUGCAUUGGCUUUUCAGCGCUGAGAUCGCUUCUUUCUACGAGGGUUACUAUGCUAACAAGGGAAUAAAGAUCAUCAAGAGUACUAAAGCCACUGGACUCAGUACCAACUCAAACGGGGAGGUGACAGAAGUGAAACUAGAUGAUGGUAGAGCCCUAGAAGCUGACGUGGUGCUCCUUGAUGGUGGUGGUAGACCGAUGACAUCACUUUUCAGAGGUCAGGUAGUAGAGGAGAAGGGUGGACUAAAGACUAAUGGAUUCUUCAAAACAAGCGUAUCCAGUGUAUACGCCAUUGGAGAUGUAGCUACAUUCCCUAUGAAACUCUAUGGCGACAUGAGACGUGUAGAACACGUUAACCAUGCUUUCAAAUCCGCUGAACAGGCCGUCAUGGCAAUCAAGGCGGCAGAGGAAGGGAGAUCAAUCCAAGAGUAUGACUAUCUACCUUUCUUCAACUCUCGAGCCUUUGAUCUCUCGUGGCAAUUCUAUGGAGACAACGUUGGACAAUCUGUAAUAUUUGGAGACAACGAUCCGAACUCUCCAAAGGCAAAGUUUGGGACUUAUUGGGUUAAAGAUGGGAAAGUGGUGGGAGCAUUUCUGGAAGGAGGAGUUGUGGAAGAGAACAAGGCAAUUGCUAGAGUUGCAAGGACACAACCUUCAGUUGGUAGCCUUGAGGUGUUGUCCAACGUUGGAGAGUUGCUUAUUGGAUCAAGGGUCAAUAGAAAUAGGGUCUUAGUUUCCUGCCAUAUUUAAUAACAUAUAUGUUUAUUUCAGAGUGUUACAAAAAAAAAAAGUUUCUCCAAGAGUAUUAAUACUCUUGUUUGAUCAUACAAUAUCUUUUUUUUUUUUGUCAACAAUUUUAUUUCAUAUCCAACUCAAAGCAGAGUACUUGAAAUACAAAGUCUGGGUACAACACCCUUUGCAAAAGCAACAGCUAAACAUAAUGCUGUGCGUAGAUUAUAAACACAUGAUAACAGAAUGAAGAGAGAAACAAGGUUUUUGAAGCUCAAGAAACCUGUAAUCUCAUUCAAGUCCAUCCCUAAGCGCAGGGAAGAGAAGAGGACGAUUGAGUCCGGAAGAAUCUGAAGUCUUGAGAGUCCAGUUGAUAUUGCUGGUUGAGAGGCUUUGUGAAAUCAUCACCGCUUUGACGACGUGUCUAGAGCCCACACAUACUCUACUCAAUAAGCGAUGGAGGACACGGCCUUGCAUCCACAUUCCCUUCACCGGGCAAAUCUGAAAGUAACCAAUUGGGAAAGACCCAGCUACAAGCUCAAAGGCGACCAAACACCUCUUUGAAGAGACUGAGAGCUGUGAGGAGAACCACCAUAGCCUAGACACGCCUGAGAUAAGUGAAACCAUGUCCACAGAGACAGCAGUCCAAAUAAAAUCCUCACACUGAGGUAACAAAGUA